UUACCCAUCCCACCACAUCCCCAUCCCCGUCCCAUCGCUCAACACAAGCAAAGCAAACAGAGCUCGUCGUUGUAGGAGCAAAAGGAGCAGCCAUGGCCCAAGUCAUCGUCGAGAGGGCAUGCGCGAAGCUCAGAUCCGCCAUAGGAGAUGAAGCCGUGGCGCGUUCAAACUUCACCGGUGACCUGCGGGAUAUGCUGGAGGCGCUGGAGCACGUCCAGCCGAUUCUGGACAGAGCCGAGAUGCACCUGCGGAGGGAUUUCUUUCCGUCGCGUUGGCUGCAGCGUGCUUUGGGCGCCGCCUACAAGACCAUAGACAUGGUGGACGAGCUGCAGGACUCGAGACCACAGGCUGCUGCAACGAUGACAAGAAGGAUGCUACCUCGCCUUGCCAUCAUGAAGAAUGCCAUGGCCAUCCAGGUGCAGGAGACCAAAAAACUAGUGAUGUGGUUACAGGAGCAGUCAGGUUCGUUAUCAAAAUAUCUGCCAGAAAAAUCCAUAUUGCUCGAGAAAAUUAUCAAGGAACGAAAAACUGGACCAGGUUUUGAGGAAGCACUGGUUUUGGGAAGAGGGUCAGAUAAACAGAGGAUAAUUGCCGCUUUACCAUCUACCGAGCCCAACAUCAUGCAAGAGCACAUCACCAUUCUUCCCAUAUUUGGGCUUGUCGGCAGCGGCAAGACAACCUUGGCACAAAUGGUGUUUAACGAUACCCACUCCCUCCAAGGCUACGAUUUCCGGGUAUGGGUUCAUGUGUCUCCCCAGUUCGAUUUCCAUGCAAUAGGCAAGUCCAUUAUUUCUCAAGUCUCAGCAAGGGGACAAGAAGAGACCAAUCAUUCUUCUUCAGACAUGGAGGGGAUGCAGAGUAUAAUGAAGCGCCUUCACGAGCUACUUAAUGGUAAGAAGGUGCUCCUUGUGUUGGAUGAUCUGUGGGAGGAGGAUCCCAUUCGGUUACAGCUGUUGAAGUCCAUGUUAACUUUCCUGGGAGACAGGAUGGACGUAAUAGUAACCACAUGCAACCAAGCAAUCGCCAGGAAGAUCUGCACCAUUGAGCCGUACAGGCUAAAUCCGCUAAGUGAUGAAGCAUGCUGGGAAAUAAUCAAGAAAUUGAUCCGUUUUGAGGGAGGAGAAGAAGAGUUGGAGAAGAUUGGACGGGAGAUCGCAAGCAAGUGCUGGGGUGUACCAUCAGCAGCUCGAGCAUAUGCAGGCAUUCUAGGUUCUUCCCGAGAUGCCAUGACAUGGAAAAAUAAAAUGAAAGAGGAUAUCUUGUUUUAUGCCCUUCCAGCUUUCAAGCUAAGCUACAUGAGAAUGCCACCAGAAUUGAGGCUAUGCUUUGCUUAUUGUUGUCAAAUCUUCCCAAGCGGGCACAUUAUAGUCAAAGAUGACCUGGUUCAUCACUGGAUUGCCCUCCAUCUCAUUGAGCCAUCUGAAAUAUUGUCUGCCGCACAGAUAGCUGAGGAGCAUAUUACCAGGCUUCAGGACAUGUCAUUCCUUCAAACUGCACAGUUGAACCACGUGAGUAAUUGCCUACUACUCUGUUGUACAAAAUUUACUGAAUUUUAG
Hordeum vulgare subsp. vulgare (domesticated barley) is the source of this 1556-nucleotide messenger RNA. RefSeq names its product putative disease resistance protein RGA1. Lineage: Eukaryota; Viridiplantae; Streptophyta; Magnoliopsida; Poales; Poaceae. The transcript is spliced from 2 exons. Gene Ontology annotation, biological process: defense response to other organism. Bases 93 to 1556 code for a protein of 487 amino acids. The record is from RefSeq and is a predicted model, not a curated record. Gene Ontology annotation, molecular function: ADP binding.